GAAAUGGAGAAGUGAAAGACAAAAAAGAGAACUCCAAAUUCCAAAUAAUUAUCCGAGAGGCAAUAACUGAACUGAAACAGCAACACUCCAGAAAAAACUAGUGAAAAUGGAAAAACAUGUAAAUUCAGAAGAACUCGUAAAAUUGCAAAUAAAAUUCGGAGGUCAAACAAUUCCCCUUUCUAUGAAUCUGAAUUCCACCAUUGCUGACCUUAAACUCCUCCUCAAAUCCUCCACCAAUGUUCUUCCUCGUGGUCAAAAACUCAUUCACAAAGAAGAUUCGAAGACAUUGAAAGCUUCGAAUAUUACAAAUGGGUCCAAAAUCAUGCUCAUGGCUUCUCAAGGUCUUCAUCAAGGGGAAGGUCCAAAGAUAAAGAAUGCACCAGUAGUUUCAAAUUAUCAAAAAAUUGUAGAGAAAAUAAAUAAAGAUAAAGUUAAAUUUGGAGCUCCAGUGGCAGUGAAUAAGACGAGGAUUGAACGGUGGAAGAUCAUUGGCGUUAUUGGUUUGUCUGAGUCUCAAUUAAAGGCUAUACCUGAUGAAGUAUGGGAUUGUGGAUCUUCUGCUAGAGUGCUUGAUCUCAGCAAAAACUCUAUAAGUGAAAUAUCGGUGAAAAUUAGCUGCAUGAAAAAUCUUCAGAAAUUGAUCUUGAAUGCAAAUGACAUUUCAGAUGAUUCAAUAAGCUGGCAAGGGCUAAAUGAGUUGAAGGGCUUAACAUACCUUUGUUUGAGUCAAAAUUGCUUGACUAAUUUACCUGCUGCGCUGGGUGCACUCACUUCCCUGGAACAAUUACUUGUUGCAGGCAACAAAUUGGAAAGUCUUCCAAUAGAAUUUGGUCAAUUGACUAAGUUACAGAUUUUGAAAGUGAACAACAACAGGAUAAGCACCUUGCCUUCUUGUAUAGGUGACUGCAGUGCUUUAAUUGAGGUUGAUAUAUCCUCAAAUCUUCUUGUAGAGUUACCCGAGACAUUUGGCAAUCUACAAAAUUUAAAGGCUUUGCAUCUUAGUAACAAUGGACUUAAAUCACUGCCAUCUACUUUAUUCAAAAAAUGCGUUAAACUAUCAACUUUAGAUCUCCACGAAACCGAAAUAACUAUGGAUAUGCUUCGCGAGGUCGAGGGUUGGGAAGAAUUUGAUGAAAGGAGACGCUUGAAGUAUCAGAAGCAACUGGAUUUCCGUGCUGGUGGCUCAGCCGCGUUUGAUGAAGGUGCCGAUAAAAAUUGACUGCCACAUCGAAAAUGUCCAAGGGGGAGCAUUUUUUUUUUUAGUAUUCAGGAUCUUAGGUUCUGAGCUAAGAAUUGACAUAUACAGGAUUGUGUUCUUUAGUGAAUACAUCUGUUAUUCAAUAGUGAAGUCUUUUAACAGUGGUGAAUUAUGUUAACUCAAACUCCCCAUUGUUAUUGUUGUUUCAUCCUUUGAUGGCAUUACUUGUCAAUUAUCUCUCAUUUUGUCCUACAAAAUGCAAACCGUAUGGUAUUAACUAUUUAUCCAUAGUAAAUUCUACACUAUCCGCUCACAUUUGGAAGGAUAUAGAAUUUACUACAUGCCUACAUUGUAGUUUUCUAGUUUAAGCUUUUUGACCACAAUGUGGCAAACUUAAAGGAAUGGAAGAGUAUAUCUAGCCUUUACAGUCUAUUUGACAGUUGGUAUUUAAUGAUAGGAUGAGAAUAAAAUGGAAAUUUAGUGUAAUUAUGGUGAGGGGAAUCUUAGCAAGUUUAAUGGUUAUGUUUGUUUUAUUUCAAUCAUCUUAUUUUCUUCACAAGUUGUUCGGAAGAUGAGGGAACCUCUUUAAUGUUUAUCCUUAAGACAUUUAAGAUGUUGAAUGAAUGGAGGGGUAGCAUACUCAUCCUAAAUUUAAAAACCAAGGUAAUAUCCAAACAUGCGGAAAUUAUAUAGGAAUC
Molecule: messenger RNA, 1896 nt
Organism: Amaranthus tricolor (Joseph's coat)
Lineage: Eukaryota; Viridiplantae; Streptophyta; Magnoliopsida; Caryophyllales; Amaranthaceae
Product: plant intracellular Ras-group-related LRR protein 8
Exons: 10
Coding region: 107-1219 (370 amino acids)
Molecular function (GO): protein binding
Source: RefSeq, a predicted model, not a curated record